Molecule: messenger RNA, 4956 nt
Organism: Micropterus salmoides (largemouth bass)
Lineage: Eukaryota; Metazoa; Chordata; Actinopteri; Centrarchiformes; Centrarchidae
Product: transcription intermediary factor 1-alpha-like
Molecular function (GO): zinc ion binding; protein binding
Source: RefSeq, a predicted model, not a curated record
UAUGGGAAAGUUACACAUCCCAAUGACACAGUUUUUAGGUCAGACUAUAAGUGCCAAAUGUAAAACAGUGAACAGUAAAGUCGCCAGAAGUGUACCUAAUUAAUUAACUAGAGUAAUAUUAUUUCUUUAAAAACUCGACUGGUAAGUAAAGCCCUAACUUUCAGAGUAACCAACAUAAGACAAACAUCAGCGUUUGACCUGUGGAGUUUGUCCUCAAUCACUCAGCUUUGCCCUCUUAUCAGAACGCGCGCUGUUUGACCCCACCCCUCUCUUGCUGCAACGAGCGCGUGCGGUGCAAUUUGAGCAACAUCUGCAGCACGCGACCGUGCGACACCCUCACGCGGGGGCAUUGUGUUUAAUCUUUUGUGCUACAGGUUUGUGCUCCAAUAUAUGUAUUGUCGUUUUACAAGAAGGUGACAUGUGAACAGAUUGAUUAAUAUAGCCUAUCAACAGCGCUGCGUUUAAAAGAGGAUGAAGUGGCUGAGAGUGAAGAUGUGGUGGUGUGAGAAGAUGCUCUUUUCGCGAAAGGAGACAAAUGACUAUUGAGCCUGGUCCGCUCACCCGUGUGGGUACAUUUUAUAUACAGAGAGAAAUCUAGCAUAAAGUGCAGCAAAUGGAUGGACGCACAGAAAAACAGGAGACGGGGGAUGCUGCUGUCAUCAUCGUUGAGAACGAAGCUGAGAGCAUGCCAGUGCAAGAGGAAAGGUCCGCUGCAAACGGCCAAAAUUACCUGGACACUUGCCCCGUUUGCCAUCUAAACUUUAACAGUCGAGAGCCUAAACUUCUGCCGUGUCUACACUCUUUUUGCAAGAAAUGUUUGCCGUCACCUUCCAGGAAUUUGGCCGUGAGAGAGCCGCCAAACUCCCAGGUUGACAGCGCGACCAAACCACUGAAUGUGAUCCGCUGUCCGGUGUGCAGACAGGAGUGUAUGGAGGUAGAUGUGAUGGAAAACGUCUUUGUGAAGGACUCAGUUGAGGCUCCCAGCAGCACAGUGGAGAGGACAGUCCAGCUCUGUAUGACAUGUGAUGACAACACUGAAGCUGCUGGGUUUUGUGUGGACUGUGUUGAGUACCUCUGUUCCACCUGUGUGGAGGCCCACCAAAGAGUCAAAUUCACCAAAGACCACACCAUCAGACAGAAGACAGAAGUGUCACACGAGGUCCAUGGUGUGUCGACUCAGAGGCCGAUGUUCUGUGACAUCCACAAACAAGAGCCACUGAAGCUGUUCUGUGAGACCUGCGACCUGCUAACAUGUCGUGACUGCCAACUAGUCAAGCACAAGGACCACAAUUACCAGUUCCUGGAAGAUGCUUAUAGAAACCACAAAGAGCACAUGCAGAGCAUGACCCAUCAGCUACAGGAAAAAAAGAAACUGAUUGAAGAAGUGUCAAACUCCAUAAACAAUGGACUUCUUCAGGUUGAUCAGAACCGCAUGUCUGUUCAUAAUGAAAUAAAGAAAUCCAUCUGCAGUUUGAUUCUUGAGAUAAACAAGAAGGGCAAGAUGCUAGUUAAUCAACUUGAGGCUGUAACAAAGGAUCACGAGAGUGUCUUGCGAAAACAACAGGAGGACAUUGGCUAUCUAGCCAGACACCUGGAUCAUGUCAUCAACUUCACCAAAUGGGCCACAGCCAAGAAUGGGGGAACGGCCCUCUUGUACUGUAAACGUUUGAUUCUGUUUCAGAUUGGAAACCUCCUGCAGGCAAAAUGUAGUACCUCGUUUAUACCACAAAGCACUGCACGCUUCCAGUGUCGAUCCUCUUAUUGGGCCUCAAAUGUUGAUCUUGGCUCUUUAGUGGUGGAGAGUCUACCAGGCCACCAGCUGGGUAGUUUUCAGGGUAUCCCUCGUCAGCUCUCCCACCUUGGGCAGGGCCCCUCAGGCUCACCCCACAGCUUUGCCCUGGGAGCACCCCAUAGUACUCUGGCUCAGCUCCAGAUGCAAGUGGACAAGCUAAACCCACAGGCCCACUGGCAGGCCCAGCCACCCCCUCCACCCUGGACAUGGUAUCAGAGUGUCAGACUACAGCGAACCGUCCCAGGGCCCCUGCAAGGAGGGUCUCCAUCCCACAGUAUGCCUCCCCAACCAGGCCGCAGGUUUAUGGUGCCUCCUCCGAACCACGUCAGUCCAACUAACAGCUUACCGAGUCCUGGGUUUAUGCCCCAGCCUCUGAGGGAUAUGGGUAGCAACUCCAGCUACCAACCCAAACCUAUAGACGUAUUUUCCUCUUCCCCUUUCUACACCCAUAUAACACCACUGCCGAUCAAUCGUGACGUUGGUUUGCCAAAUCACGACAGAUGGCAAGUUGAGCCCACAUAUCUGAAUAGAAGGAAAGAUUCAGUUGGUCCAUACAUGUUGGAACCAAACAAUCCCCAGAGCCUGCCACCUUCUUUGCUACACAGAAAUGUGCAAGGACAACAUAAUUCACCAGGGUACACUGAUUCCCAGGAGGAGAAACCAGGUAUUGUUUCCUGGAGACCUCCAGAACCACAACAGGCUAGUGGAGCAGUGGGAUCAGCUGUCAAGAAAAGACGAAGGUUGUCUCCAGGGCCCAUCAUAGUCAUCAAAGAUGAGCCAGAUGAUGACAGGAGCUACGUGCAAACAAACCAAAAAGCCAGCCUCCCUGAUAGCACAGGUGACCAACCCCAAAUCAGUACCCAAGGUGAGGGGAUGAAAGUCCCAACUCCUCUUCAAAACAUGGAUGACAAACCCCAAUGCCCUUCACAGCCUCUAAGCAACCCACGGGACCAGAGCAAGACUAAUCACAUCUGUUCACUCGGAGGAGAACAGCAGCCUAUAGACCAGCACCAAUCUCUUCUGGAAGACUCUAACAAAGCCUUCUGUGUGGUGUGUCAGACUGGGGGAGAGCUGCUGUGCUGCGAUAAGUGUCCCAAGGUGUUUCACCUUUCGUGCCAUGUUCCAACUCUACUGAAACCUCCCAGUGGGGAAUGGUUUUGCUCUUUCUGCCGUGACCUGCUGGUGCCUGAGAUGGAGUAUGAAAGCAAACCCGAAGCCAGAAAAGUAAAGAAGGAGCCAGAUGAAGGAGGAUUUUCCCCUGUGGACAAACGAAAGUGUGAGAGGCUGUUGCUACACUUGUUUUGCAGUGACCUGAGUUCCAACUUUCAAGAGCCUGUGUCCCCUACGGUACAUGCUAAUAGCAGGCUGACUAUAAAUGGACUGAUGUAUCUUUCCCCUGUGAAAAAACGACUAGAGGCUAAGCAGAGUCUGUGCUAUCAAAGCCCUGCAGAGUUUAUAUCAGAUAUCAGGCUCAUCUUUCAGAAUUUUGCAGUCCUCAGUGAGGCUGACACAGAGGUCACCAUGGCAGGCAGGAAGCUUAAGGAGCAGUUUGAAGAGCACUUGAGGAUCGUCUUCCCUGACCAGACCUUCCCACAAAUCAAACUGGAGAUGAUGCAUACUUCCCCUCUUGACUCUCAACUCUCAUCUCUUGAGCAUAUAUCCCAGCCUGCAAAGCGCCAGCACACGUGUUCAGACUCCCAGGAUAGACCAAGCUGGCCUAGUGGAGAGGAGGGAGCAGUAUGAAAGCACAAAUGUUUUAAAUUCUUAGAUAUUUGACAACACUGCCAGCACCAGCUAAUAUGUGGUGUGUUAAACUAUAAUUUAAACAUUUAUGAAGCACAAUUACCUUCAGGACACCAAAAAUGUUUGAUAUGUUUAAUGAUUCAGAAAGAAGAAAUGGCUUCAAUCUCUGACUAAAACUUCCAGUUUAAGUUAAGCAGUCUUUUUCAAUUCAAGUCAACAAUUUGCUGAAGUGAUUAAUCUUCCCUCAGUAGAUAUAUAGGUUCAUCAACACUGAGCUAAAGUCAGGUCUGGUGUGUUUUUCCUGUAUAAAUAUAGCAGUGAUCAGAGGAAGGAUGAUAAUCCUGAGCUUUGAUGUUUGUGGUCUAUCUUAUGUGGAAUAAGAUGUGUUGUGAGGCCCCUCAAGGGCAGUAAAAUUAAAACAUCAAAGGAUUCAAAGCUGUUUCAUGAAGCCACAGUUUAAGAUGUUCCAUUGUUACACAAUGUUCACAAUAUUUCAGCUUGGUCUAAUUUGUCAGGCUUUUUAACGUAGUGCAGAACUACAGAUUUAAUGUUGUAAAGAUAAAUGUAAUGUGUAAUUAUGUUUAUUUAUUUAUUUAUGUUUAUUUAUUUAUUUAUUUCAGAUUUCAUUGUGAAGCGCUAGCACAGUGCAAAUGUUAUGUGAGACAAUUUCUUCUAAGAAAACUUUAACUCAGCAACAAUUCUUGGCACUCACCAUUGUGAUCUAUUUCUCCUAAGUCAAAAUCUGUAGCAUAAAGCUGCUUGCAUGACAGUCAACUUGCAGGUGUUUAUAGGGUAUAAUCAAUAUAUAUAGUAUUAGUACCCUCAUUACAACAUAUACUUUACAGUUAAGCAAAGCCACUUUCUCCUUUAACAAGUUUCUACAAUUGUGUUACAGCGAACAAGUCCUUUGAGCACCACCGGGCAGCCCUCUGACUGCCUGACUGUGUUAGUGGCCCUCUGCUGAUUGACACAGACCUGGCAAGACAAGCUUUGUUGAGCUUCAAAGGAACUGUACUGCACCCCAAACAACAAGAUUAACACUGUUUGAUUGCGACCUAGGCCACUCCAAUUUCCUCCACCUGUGAGCAAGGAAGUCAGCUCACACUGCUGUUUCUUGUUUUUGCCCAAAUGUAGAUUGGAGGUGGAGAGGAGGGCUAACAGGCAUGAGAAGUUGCCAUCAGAUGUUGACCAAGCUCUAGCCAGGCUUGGAGCCUGACACUGGUCUGGCUCUCAUUUUGGGCAUUCUUGAUUCAUUAUGGCCUUUAAAGGACUAUAAUCUCUUCUACACUACACUAAGGCAAAGAUAAGAUUAAGACAGGUCUGCAGGAAAGGGGUGCCCUUUGUUGGUGUAAAUGCUGUUACAUUACAAAGGUCUAGCAUCAGAGGUCCUACUGCACAGAUUAAAUAUGUGUCCAGGAUCA